CGGCAGUAAUCCGACCCCGCGGGCGCGGGGAUUGAAGACGCGCAAGGGAGAGCCGCGAGCGGCGAGCUGCGAACAAAAGCCCUCCGCGCGGGGCCCAAGCCCGGGACGUGCGGGACUCCACAAAAGGACAGGACUCAGCCAUGGUGGACCCGGUGCCGGAAGAGGAAAAGGAGGGAGCCGAGCCUGAAGGUUCGGAUGGGGAUGCAGCCGCCGCACCUGGCCCCCCCGAGGCACAGGGGGCCCAGCAGCCCGCCGCCUCCUCGGCCUCAGCCUCAGCCUCGGGCUCGGCCUCGGCGGCGGCGCCCCGUAAGGCUGAAGUCCCGAGCGCAGCGGAAGAAGGCGGGCGGCGGGAGCAGUCUCCGCUGCUCCACCUGGAUCUCUUCAACUUCGACUGUCCGGAGGCCGAGGGCAGCCGCUACGUGCUGACCAGUCCCCGCUCGCUGGAGGCCUGCGCCCGCUGCGCAGUCAAGCCCGUGGAGCUGCUGCCACGGGCCCUGGCAGACCUGGUGCGCGAGGCCCCGGGCCGCUCCAUGCGAGUGGCCACCGGCCUGUAUGAGGCCUACGAGGCGGAGCGGCGCGCCAAGCUGCAGCAGUGCCGGGCCGAGCGAGAGCGCAUUGUGCGCGAGGAGAAGCGGCGCCUCUUCACGCCCUUGGGGACUGCGGCCACCGCCGCCUCGGUCCCCGGCGCAGCUGGCAGCAGCAGCAGCUGCAGCAGUGCCAGCCUCCCGGGCUCGCCUGCGCCGCGCGCCACCCGCAAGGCCUCUUCCAGCCCAUCUCCGGCCCGGACGCAACCACCGCCCGCGGCUUCGCGGGCAGGUAGGAAGAGCCACUCGCUAGACUCGCUGUCCCGUCGGCGCGAGGGCGCCCUCAGUUCUGAGUCUGGCGCGUCGUCGUCCUCCUACAGCGGGGAGAGCCUGCGGGAGCUGCGCUGGCCUCCGCGGGCCUCGGCCAGGAACAGCUGUCCGGCGGGCUCCGCGUCCUCCGCCCCUAACCCCCUGGGCCGUCCUUCCGCCCUGGCCUUGGUGCCGCUCACAGGCCGCAGCUUCAGCCUAGGUGACCUGAGCCACUCUCCGCAGACGGCUCAGCACGUGGAGCGCAUAGUGCGCCAAGUGCGCGCCGAGCGGGGCCUGCGCGGGGUGCCGGACCGCGACCGAAAGAUCGCGGCUCUGAUGCUGGCGCGCCACCAGGAGGAGCGCCUGCUGCUGGAGCAGCGCGCCGCGGCGCACGGCCAGUGGGAGCAGCAGCGCGUGCGGGCGGAGCAGCGGCGGGAGCGCGAGGAGCGGGAGAAGCAGCGCGCGCUGGAGCAGGGCCGCCGGGCCUGGGCGGCGCAGGUGGAGGAGCGGCGCGGCCGUCGCGGGCGCGAGGAACGGGAGGAGGCGCGGCGGCGGCAGCGGGAGUGCGAGCGCAGCGAGGAGCGGCGGCGGGAGCUGGCCGAACGCCAGGGCCUACUGCGGCGGGAGCGGGUUGAGCGCGCGGCCCGGGAGGAUCGGCUGCGCAAGCUGCAGCAGGAGCAGAACCUGAAGCAGCGGGAGGAGGGCCUACAGGAAGGGCGCGAGCGGGCCGAGUUGGUCCGCAGGGAGCGCGCCCAGCGCGCGGCCCGCACCAAGCAGCGGCAGGAGGGCCAGCUGCUGCGGGAGAAGCGGGAGCUGAGCCGGGCGGAGCGAGCACGCCACGAGGCGCUGCUGCAAGGCCGGGCCCGGCAGGAGCGCGUGGAACGAGAGGGCUUGCGGAGUUCCCUAGAGGCCAGCUUGGGCCGCGCACAGGAGAACUACGAGCAGCUGGUGGAGCAGCGCGCGCGCGAGCUGCGGGAGCGGGCCCGGCGGGAGGAGCUGCAGGGCCGGCGGGCCAAGGAAGUGGCAGAGCGCAAAGGGCGCGAGCACCAGGCGCACCUGGAGGCGCUGGCCCGGGCCGGGGAGCGGCGGCUGCAGCACGCUACGCAGGCAGCCGAGGAAGCUGUGCAGCAGAAGGCAAGGCGUGUGGGCCAGAGCCGGUUGGAGAAGGAACGAGCCCAGCGCGCCAAUAAGGAGAAGGUGGAGAGGGACGAAGACUCCCGCCGGCGGGAGCUGCUGCAGGCCAUCGGGCGCAAGCUCGAGCGGAGCGAGCAGCUUUCUCGGGAGCGGCGGAGCGCACUGGAGACCGCCCGCUCCACGGCCCGGGCCUCCUUCCACGUGCGGGAGAAGGUACGCGAGGAGACCAACACGCGCUCCUUCGACCGCAUGGUGCGGGAAGCCCAGCUGCACGCCAGCCUGGACCGCAAAUGACCACCGUCCUGGGCUGGCCAGGCUGCCAGGCUCAGUCCUGCGGGGCCUCCCUUGGCAUUUAUGACCAGACUAGGGGAGUCUUCGGUUGCAGCUCAACGCCCUGGCCUCGCCAGGGUCUUGACCAGUGAGGCAACGAGAGGACAGAAAGACCUGACAGCCCACCGCCUUUUAAAAAAACAGACUUUAUUUGCAAAUGACAUAGCACAAUCUUUAACCACAUCCAUCCUGGGUGGCUCCCGCAGCGACCCUUGCCAUGCUUCCCAGUGUGUCUUUGGGCUUGGAAUAGAAAAAGAACUGGGAGAGGGGGGCUGAGUGGGGACGAGGCGAGGGAGGGCCUCUGUAGGAGAGGGUGUAGCGGUGGCCGCCCCCUUCUGCAGCAGUCAGCCCAGGCACCUUCCGCAUAUUGUUGCCUGGGGUGACAUUGGUAUCUGCAGCUGAGGUGGCCUGACCUUGGCUCCCCUCCAUCUUUUUAAAAU
Mustela erminea (ermine) is the source of this 2737-nucleotide messenger RNA. RefSeq names its product coiled-coil domain containing 177 (gene CCDC177). Lineage: Eukaryota; Metazoa; Chordata; Mammalia; Carnivora; Mustelidae. The transcript has 2 exons. The record is from RefSeq and is a predicted model, not a curated record. The coding region runs from base 141 to 2261 and encodes 706 amino acids.